CAAUAGAAACGUUGUCGUCGAGGGAAUGAUUUUUCGCUGUUAAAAUAUAUUUAUUCAUCUUUGCUAGACGCAAGUAAAAAUUUCGUCAGUACUAUUUUGAACGUUCAACCGUAGACAUCUACAGUUUAAAAUAAAUUUAACAUAAUAUCUAAAAUGGCAGAUACAAAAAUAAUUAGUGCGUCUUGUCCAGAUUUGACGAUAAAUCACGAAUGGACAGUUAAGAAAUUGAACUAUGAAAAAAAAACAAAGUCAUUGCCAAAUAUGGCAUUUGUAUGUCAUGAAUUGGAAAAAGAGACAAAAAAUACAGAUGUAAGUCUAACAUUUAAAAUCGAAGAACACGACAAAAAAUUUAGCGCGUCUUGUCCAGAUUUGACGGUAAAUCACGAAUGGACAAUAAAAAAAUUAAACUCUAAUAAAAAAACAAAGUCGUUGCCAAAUAUGGCAUUGUUAUGUCAUGAAUUGAAGGUAGACACAAAAAUCACGGGUGUAAGUAAUAUAUUUAAAAUCGAGAAACACACCGAUAAACUUAGCGUGUCUUGUCCAAACUUGAUGCAGAAUCACGAAUUAACCAUUAAAAAAUUGAACUGUGAUAACAAAACAAAAUCAUUGCCGAAUAUGAUAUUAACACAUUCUGAUGAAUUGGAAGUCAAAAAGACGUAUGAUUCGGAAAAAAUUACCGAAAUAGAAUGCGCAAAAGAAGAAAUCGAAGUCCCGAAAAAGAAAAGACGAACAAUAUACAAGCGAGUCAAGCGAUUUUUCAGGGGCUUGUGUUGCUGCUGUGCUAAACCUUAACUUUUUGUAUUAUUAUUUUUUUUUAAAUUUAUAUUUGAUGAAACACUUUUUUUGUGAUAAU
Aphis gossypii (cotton aphid) is the source of this 853-nucleotide messenger RNA. RefSeq lists its product as uncharacterized. The record is from RefSeq and is a predicted model, not a curated record. Lineage: Eukaryota; Metazoa; Arthropoda; Insecta; Hemiptera; Aphididae. The coding region runs from base 154 to 792 and encodes 212 amino acids. The transcript is spliced from 2 exons.